AUGAGUGUUUCGCUAGUUUCCUAUCAGUUUACUGUGGCCGAAACCACUGAACGCGUCAAAAAUCAAGCUGCCACGACACUCGCCGCUAUCAGUAGCGACCAAUCGUUACAUGGCACGCCUCUUAUCGCUGCCCAGGAUUCCCAUUUAGUGCGCUGGUUUCCUCGAUAAGAGGGCAGUCCACUCAGUUUUUUAGAACUUCUCCUUUUUCUAGAGCUCCUAGUGGGUUGGAAUAGGCCGGCCUUGUAUUUUCGGUUAUACUUUUUCGUCUUGGACGUGAAUUUUUCAUAUUUCCAGACUCUCAAUACAUUUUUUAAGUUUGUAGGAAACUCUAGAAAAACUUAGGAAGUAUGAGAAACGAUCUAUCAAUUUUCUUGGACAUUUUGUAACCAGAAUAGCGCAAACUUGUUCUGGAGAGGUGAAGCUUUGUUAUCUGCGAUAUAUCUUCAUUUAUCCAGAAUUUUUUGUCAAAUGAGGUUUUUUGGGUUCCAUUCUCCAUAAAAAACUAUUUGAGCAAAUCGACCCGAAGUUGUAAAUCUGUUGCGCACCGUACAUUUCAUCGAAAAUUCGUGCAGUUCAAACAGUUCCGCUUCCAGAAACCUAGUUGCAAUGGCCUCCGCUAUCGAAGGACGCUGGAAGCUCGUCGAUUCCGAUAACUUCGACGAGUACAUGAAGGUAGGAUCGCGAGGGUGCGCUAGAAACGAGGUCGGACUUGCAGGAAGUCGGAGUCGGACUCAUCACCCGCAAGGCUGCCGGCGCUCUCAAGCCCACCAUCGAGAUCAAGCACGUCGGCGGCGACACCUGGCAGAUCAACCAGUUCUCCACCUUCAAGAACACCACCCUCGAGUUCACGCUCAACAAGGUGCGGUGAUUUCAAUGUCAAAAAUUACAUAAGCACUUCUAGUGGCUGUAAUCUCACUUUAUAUCCCGUCAGCAGAAUAGUAAAGACGACCAAAUAAUCCAUAUACGUCAGGGAAACAAAGAUUGCGGAGUUUGGACUGUGAUAAGCAGCCACGAUGGCCCGAUUUUAUCUUUUUUAGCUCUUGAUAAUUUUUAUGUUGAAAUCUGGAACACGUAAACAUGUUUGUUCUCUGUAAUAAGAUUGAGGAAGGCGAUCUUUUGGAAAACAUUUCUUCCUAGUGAGUCAUUGAGAACCGUAGAUGAAGCUUUUAGUGCUUUUGGGGAAAUGGUUUGCGAGAAAUCAAAAAUUCGUAAACAUAUUUUUCGUCGAUAGGCGAAUUCUUGAAACUGUGAUAAAAGUUGUAUAGUGUUCUGAGCGGAAUAAAGCGCUCAUGUUUAAAUUUUUGAAUUGAAUUUUAGGUUUUUCUUUUUAUUGAGAACAUAUUAUGAGAGUGUUGAUUAGGAUUUUCAAUUUUUCACUGAACCUUCGACGGUAAAAACCCUUCAAUUUGGGUGACUUCGAAAAAUAUUUAGCCUAUUCUUGGGACGGCAAAAGCAUGACCUGUCUGCGCUCUCCAUCAGCCAAACACUAUCGCUUUUCUAAUCGUAUCAGGACCCAUUUUUCGAUGGCUCAAGCCAGCCGUGAAUCAGCUAUACAAGAUUUUUUGGAACGGCGAAGAAAUCCAAAGAUUCAGGAGUUCGACGAGACGACCCCCGACGGCCGCACUCUCCGCUCGAUCUUGGAGCUCAAGGACGGCAAGCUGAUCCACACCCAGAAGAAGAUCAAGCCCGAGGACAAGGAUUCGCUCAUCACUCGCUGGAUCGAAGGAGACAAGCUCCACGUCACCCUCCAGAGCGGCAACGUCGUCUCUCAUCGGGCCUACGAGCGCGAAUAG
Molecule: messenger RNA, 1793 nt
Organism: Caenorhabditis auriculariae
Lineage: Eukaryota; Metazoa; Nematoda; Chromadorea; Rhabditida; Rhabditidae
Source: the annotation of a GenBank genome assembly